This is a messenger RNA of Leptidea sinapis, 3118 nucleotides long. RefSeq names its product UDP-glucosyltransferase 2-like. Gene Ontology annotation, molecular function: UDP-glycosyltransferase activity. Lineage: Eukaryota; Metazoa; Arthropoda; Insecta; Lepidoptera; Pieridae. The transcript is spliced from 4 exons. The coding region runs from base 28 to 1590 and encodes 520 amino acids. The record is from RefSeq and is a predicted model, not a curated record.
UGUCCUUGUUGGAGUAUAUCACACAACAUGUGUAAAUUAUUAAUAAUUAUAUUAUAUUAUUCAAUUAUAACAGCCACAAGUGCAUCGAGAAUAUUGGCAGUAUUUCCAACACCUUGUAUAAGUCACCAAGUGACUUUUCGACCUUUGAUACAUGAAUUAGUGCGACGUGGUCAUCAGGUUACUUUUAUAACACCAGAUCCAGCAUUCGACAAAGGAAAAGCACCAAGCAAUUUAACAGAAAUAGAUGUACACGACAUAUCGUAUGAUAUAUGGAGAAAUAAUAUCGUUAAAACUACUGAAUUUGGCAGAAAAGAUUUGAUUAUAGAACAAGUUGAGAAUAUUUUAUACCAACUAGUGCGUCUUACUGCAGAGCAAGUGAAAAAAAAUGAAGUUCAGAAUAUUAUAAAUAACAAAGAUACCAAAUAUGAUUUGUUGUUAUUGGAAGCUUGUGCAAUUACGGCUUUGGUAUACUCUCACGUAUUCAAAAUUCCAGUAAUACAAGUAAGUUCUUUUGGAAUGAUGAUUGGGAAUGAUGAGAUUGUGGGAUCACCAACACAUCCAUUAUUGUACCCAACAAUAAUACAUCAAAGACUAUAUCAUUUAUCAAUUUGGGAAAAGCUGGAUGAACUUUACAAACAUAUUAAAAUGAUGAGAAUUAAUGCCAAUGCAGAGAUUGUAGGGCAUAAAACAUUUCAAAACAUUAUAGGCAGUGAUUUGCCCAGUUUUAACGUAUUAAAGAAUAAUGUUGAUAUGCUUUUUUUAAAUAUUCAUCCAAUAUGGAUUGAUAAUCAACCCUUGCCUCCUAACGUGAUUUCAAUAUGGGGAAUAUAUAAAAAAACACCGAAGGAACUACCACAGGAGCUCAAGUCAUACCUAGAUUCAUCUAAAGAAGGCGUAAUAUAUAUGAGUUUUGGCUCAAACGCUCUAUCGUCAGACCUACCUCCAGAAAUCAUUCGAAUGUUUAUACGUGUGUUUUCUCAAUUACCAUACAACGUAUUAUGGAAAUGGGAGACAGAUGAAUUGCCUGGCAGACCACAAAAUGUGAAAAUAUCGAAAUGGUUUCCACAAUCUGAUCUGUUGAAUCACCCAAAGAUAAAACUUUUUAUUACACAAGGAGGUCUUCAAUCAACAGAAGAUGCAAUUAAUGCUGGAGUACCGCUUAUUGGUAUACCAAUGCUUAGUGAUCAAUGGUAUAAUGUGGAGAAAUAUGCCCGUCACGGAAUUGGCAUUAAACUUGAUAUGGACACAUUAAACGAAGAACAAUUUAAAGCAGCGAUUGAUAAAGUCUUGAUACAUAAAAGUUACAAAGAGAAUAUUAUAAGGCUCCGGACACUGUUUCGUGAUCAACCUGAAAAUGCCUUGGAUCGCGCCAUCUGGUGGACAGAAUACGUGUUACGUCACAAUGGAGCGAAGCAUCUUCGAUCACCGGCAGCCAAUAUGUCCUGGAUGCAGUAUUAUGAAAUACAAUUGAUUCUAAUAGUUCUUAUACUUGUUCUCCUCUGCAGUGUGGUGUUAGUCAUAUCUGUUCAUGUGUUAUGGAAAUACGUGCUUCGAAAUUCGAUGGAAAAUAUUAAAAAUAAAACUGAGUAGUUUUUGAGAACUUUAAAUAUUUUCUCAAUCGGUCAAUAUUUUCAGUGUGUGUAUCUAUUAUAAAAAUACUUUAAGGAAGGUACUUUGAAGAAGAAACAUUUGAUUGUCUCUUACUAGAUAACAAGUAUUAUAUAAAUAUUAUAUAGAAAAAUAUUUUAAUAGAAAAUGAUAUGGUGAAAAGCGUUAGUACUGUAUACAGUCUAGCCUUUCCGUUCCGGGAAUCUCUGAUAGCGUGGUAUACCUCAGAUCGGCGUGAUCUUGGCGCUCGCGCAGCGUUCUGUUAAUGCAUAUUAUUUUACGUGUAUUAAUGGAUUGCUUAUAAUUUGUAUAAUUUGAGUGAAUGUAGCUAUUGAAACAAGCUAUAAGACCAUGAAAAAUACACCAUCUUAUAAACAAAAUAAGGGUGUGAACUUGGUGAGGGAAUAGUGUGCCAUACCGCACUCCAUAAACCAAGUAUAAUAACUAGACUAAUUGAUAGCUUCCGUCUCACUCACACGAGAAAAAGAAAAACUUAUGCGAGUCUUAUGUAAAGAAAUGAAAAGAGUGAUCAGAUUUUUUGUUUCGUCAUGCGUGCCGGUUUUUUCAAGGUCCGCACACCCGGUGUGCUAAACAAACUUGAUAGCGCUGCACAGAAAACGUCUGAAAUAUCCACUAUUUAUUCAACAUCAGUGACAAUUUUAAGUAGAAACGAAAGAAAUAUGGUGCAAUGUUGUGUCUUACGAUGUAAAAGUGAUAGUGUAAGAACACUUGUGUUAUAUGAGUAUGUAGUACCUAUUGUACCUAUAUAUAUAUAGGACAUUAACUGUCUCAUGUUGGCCACGCCAAACCGAUGUCUAGUUACUAUACUUAGUCUAUGCCGCACUCUCAGUUUUGGCGAAUCUGAAAGAUUUAGUGGCCUUGGGCACUGCCGAUUUCGGAAGAUUAGACAACAAGAUAAGGAACGUGUUAAUUCAUGAUAAAGCUCUUUAAAGUAAGAGCCAUCUGGCGAUGGCUCAUUCGAUUCUUUAAGAUUCGGAAUGACGUCUACAAAAAAAAUAUUUAUAUAUUGUAUUCGGACAUAAGAAACUGCAAUUGUUAUUAACAAAUUAAGGUGUAAAAUAGCAUUUAGAUAUAUUAAUAUAAUAUAAAUAAUAACCGGAGCUUUUCCUCUUUCAUUGUUUUUUCUAGCCACUUUUCUCAUAAUUAAGUAGUCAAUUACAAUUUACUAAAUAUAUAAAGGGGAAUUAGAAGUAGAUUUUUUUCCAUACAAACGUUCUCGACACUUUUCUCAUUGGUUAGAAAAACCAAAAAUUAAAAAAAAAAAUCUCGUGUUUUUUAUUUAUUCCCAAGAUCUUAAAAUAAAAUUUGAGGUAUUCGCUUUACGAGCCCUGAAGAUGCGGUGAAAGCGUACGAAAAUGCAUAGAAGAGACACCUUAGGAAGAAUGGGCCCACUGCUUUUCUCAGUGGUUUCAUCGAAUGCGACGAUGUGUAGAGAGGAACGGAGAUUACUUCAAAAAACAAUAAAAGUAUUGGCAACUUUCUACAUUAA